Molecule: messenger RNA, 1044 nt
Organism: Drosophila elegans
Lineage: Eukaryota; Metazoa; Arthropoda; Insecta; Diptera; Drosophilidae
Gene: mRpL2
Product: 39S ribosomal protein L2, mitochondrial
Exons: 2
Coding region: 103-993 (296 amino acids)
Biological process (GO): cytoplasmic translation
Cellular component (GO): ribosome
Molecular function (GO): RNA binding; structural constituent of ribosome
Source: RefSeq, a predicted model, not a curated record
AAGGUCUGGCAACGCGACGCAACAGCUGUUUUCAGCCGCAUUUCGAUUUUGUAACAGUUUGGAAAAUUCUUUUUGUGUGAUUUCUUAAUUAAAUCUGGCAAAAUGCAAAGUCUGACGCGUUUGCUGAACACGACCUUAUCCCUGCAAAUGCCGCCAAGGAUGGCGGUAGCAGGGGUCAACCUUCAGCAGCUGCGCGGCAAAACCAAAGUGGUCGAGAAACCAACACCCGGUGCUGGCCAGCAAUUCCGGCGGAUUGUGCACUUCCCGGAGGAGUACACGGUGGAGCCACUGAAGAUCACCCAUUUGGCGGGCAGAGAUCCCGUCUCCGGUCGACUGGUGGCCAAGGGCAUCGGCGGAGGCAUAAAGCAGCAGUAUCGCUGGGUCAAAUGGUUGCGAGAUGGUCCCACGGAGGGAGCCCAGGAGGAGCUGGUGCUCGAGGUGCUCCGUGAUGGCUGCCGCACUGCGAAAGUCGCCCUCGUGGCCGUCGGCGAUGAACUCAAGUACAUCCUGGCCACCGAGAACAUGAAGGCAGGCGAUAUCCUCAAGACCUCUCGACUGAUCCCUAGGAUUCCGGUGCGUCCAAACGAAGGUGAUGCCUAUCCGCUGGGCGCCUUGCCCGUGGGCACCCGUAUCCACUGUCUGGAGAAGAAUCCCGGCCAGAUGUGCCAUUUGAUCCACGCCGCCGGCACCUUUGGCACCAUCCUGCGCAAAUUCGACGACAAGGUGGUGGUGCAGCUGCCCUCCAAGCGGGAGUUUGCCUUCCAGCGCACAUGCAUGGCCACUGUGGGUCGUCUCUCCAACCCGGAGCACAACAAGGAGCACGUGGGCAGUGCCCAGCGGAUGCGGGAGAUGGGCAAUCGUCCGCGUUCCGGUCUGUGGAAGCGCAAGGAGGGCAAGCACGGCCGUAAGAUACGCCGCCUGCCGCCCAUGACCACGAUAUCGCCACCGGCGCCACCCAAACAGGAGGCCAUCAAGUUGACGCUGCCCCUUUAAGGAUCUUGCUUUAAUUUCUAUGUGUCACACAAUAUACAACUAGAACUAGAA